AUGGAGCAGAAUAGCGAAGCAAAAGAUUUUGUUCGUCAGGCAUUUACAAGAGUGAUGGACGCCAAUAAUUAUCGAUCAUUAGAAUUUCCCAUUAAUCAAAUACCAAUAUUAAGGCGGUUGCCGAUAUUCAAGAAGGGUAUUGUUGAUCGUGGCUCACAUCAGAUUCAAACAAUCGUUGCACAAAUGAUUAACGAACGAAAAUGUAGAAAAACUUCGAGCAUUUGUGACGGAAACGAUCUACUUGAUUUGUUACUAACGGCAAAAGAUGAAAAUGACGACGGUUUUAGUGACGAACAAGUAAAAGAUGAAGCGAUUACAUUCGUAUUCGCCGGUCAUGAGACAACUGCGAAUCUAAUGGUUUGGUGCCUGUAUGUUCUAAUGACCCACCCAGAUGUCUACCGUGAUUGUCGAGAGGAAGUUGAUCAAGUUUUGCAAGGACAAAUACCGGUACAUAAGCAAGUGAGUGAUUUGCAAGUGAUCGAUGCUAUUCUCCAUGAAACACUUCGUUUAUAUCCGCCUGCCCCCGUUCUUAUUCGCGAAUGUAUCCGUGAACAUACAAUCGGUCAAGACCAAUUGCAUGUGCCUGUUGGAGCUCUUGUAAUGACAAAUACUUACGUUUUACAUCGUUCCGAGACAUACUGGCGUGAUCCACUCGUGUUCGAUUACCGACGGUGGAUGAGAAAUAGCGACGGACUGAAAUCAAGGUUAGCUCAUCCAUUUUCCUAUCUUCCAUUUUCAACUGGAAAUCGCAAUUGUAUCGGACAAAAUUUUGCUCUAUUAGAAGCAAAAGUUAUGUUGGCAAUGAUUAUUCAACGGUUAGAUCUUGAAUUAGUUCCAGGACAAAAAGUGGUACCUUCUGUAAUACUAACAAUGAAGUCGAAAUAUGGGUUACAAGCGAAAAUUAGUCGGCGAAUAUAA
Molecule: messenger RNA, 918 nt
Organism: Didymodactylos carnosus
Lineage: Eukaryota; Metazoa; Rotifera; Eurotatoria; Philodinida; Philodinidae
Source: the annotation of a GenBank genome assembly